Molecule: messenger RNA, 1544 nt
Organism: Vigna umbellata (rice bean)
Lineage: Eukaryota; Viridiplantae; Streptophyta; Magnoliopsida; Fabales; Fabaceae
Source: RefSeq, a predicted model, not a curated record
AUGGUCUCAGAUUGCUGCACGGCUUCCUGGUCGCACAGACAAUGAAAUAAAGAAUUUCUGGAACUCAACACUGAAGAAAAGGUUGAAAAUGAGCAGCAGCAACAUCAACAACACUUCAUCACCAAACAACAGUGACUCAUCAGACCCUAGAGAUGUCAUGGGGGGGAUAAUGCCAAUGAAUGAUCAGCAUGACCUCAUGACCAUGUGCAUGGACUCCUCAUCAUCAACAUCAUCAUCAUCCAUGCAAUCCAUGCAAGCCAACAUGGCACUAACAGACCAAUUUGACCCCUUUCCUUUGUUGUCCAACCGCUAUGACAUGACCACCGGUGCAGCCGGUUUCCUUGACAACAUGGCUGCAUGCUUAAACCAAGUUAGUAUGGUAGAUCAUGAUGAUGGGGUUGUUCAUGGAGGUUAUGGGGCAUUGGAACCUAAUAAAAUGGGGUUAGAAAGCGACUUUUCCCUUCCUCCACUAGAAAGUAGAAGCAUUGAGGAGAAUUCUAGUAACCCAAUUGAUGUGAAAAGCCAUAACAACAACCACUUGAAGAACAGUUGCUUCAGUAACACUGAUCAUCACCAUCACCAUCAUCAUCAUCAUAAUUUUCAAACCUCCAACAACGUAGUUGUAGAGGAUUUGUUUGGUUUUGGAAAUCAUGGGCAAGGGGAAAACUUUAGAAUGGGAGAAUGGGACUUUGAGGGUUUGAUGCAAGACAUGUCCUAUUUCCCUUCCCUUGAUUUCCAAGUUUAAGAAAGUCAUAUUAGAUCCACCUCACAACACAUAAAGAAAAUCGGCUUAAGUAGCUCUCUUUGCGUUAACAUUAAAUCUUGUUAACGCCAUUCCAAACACACAUUAAAUCUUAAUCCUUUUUUUUUCAGAGUUUCCUUAUUUCUUCCUUCCAAUUGUGUAAACAACUCUAUUAUAAGGAUACUGGUUAAAGAAAACCACAAAAAUAAAACUCUUUUUCCUUUUAAAAUUAUGAUCACUAGAAACUACUAAUAAAGUGGAUCAAUAGCAUUUUUUUAAAGAAAAAAAAAAACUUUAACGAGAGUACCUUAAAAAUACUUGUUUUUUACUCUCUUUCCAAGACACAAGCCCUUUUACUUGUUUUUUCUUCGUAUUACUCUCAUUGUUUCUUCUUUCUUUUCUUGGUUUUAAUAAAAAAAAAUGUCAUAACUCAAUUGUCAAUUGUUCUAGCUAGAUUUAUUUAGUUGUGCAACAAAAGAAAAAUUGCAUUGUAAACGUGCAUAGGGUGGGCCUGGGAUAUAUAUAUUUCUUGCUUUUUUUGUGCCCUAGCUGUUUCCCUGUUAUGUGUUUCCUGUCAUUUUCAAGGAAUAGCUUGGUUGGUGCAAUAAUGUAAAAGAGAAAUGUGAAUAGUCAUACUUUACAAUGUCAAGAGAAAAAUAAAGCCAAGUUGAAAUUUUAUGUAGUAUUGUGUAUAACACAAGAAAUAAUGUUGAGUUGAAAGUGGUUAUUUAGUGAUAGAUAAUAUAGAUCUUUAAUACAAUAUGUAAAGACAUCAAUAAGUAUCAACUUUGAAAUUCAUUCA